GAAGUCCAAAGUCAGCCACGCGCGGGAAUGGCAGCAGGAGUGGGCUCCACCCUUAGUGGGUGGCGUUAUGCUGGGCCGGGCCCGUCGGAAGCCGAGUCCUAGAGGCUGAAACAGGCGAAUGAGAGGAAGAAAGGGUAGCUUUGCGCACCAAUAGCUGAGGCGUUCAGGGUUGUUUUGGGGCCGCUACCCUCACGUGUCUGGUUUCGAGUGCUGCGUUCGGUCGCACUAGGAAGUUGCGCGGACCGUGGCAGUGAGACACUUCCUGCGGAAGCCUCGGUUGGACUCGAAGGAGCUGCAACAUCCAGGGGACGACAUGCCAACUGCCAAGCAGCUAGCCGACAUUGGCUACAAGACCUUCUCUACCUCCAUGAUGCUCCUCACCGUGUAUGGGGGCUACCUCUGCAGUGUCCGGGCCUACCACUUUCUCCAGCGGCGCCGCUCCCGGCGCCAGGCCGCAGAAGAACAGAAGACCUCAGGAGUCCUGUAGAACUGGGGGUCUUUUUCUCCCGAGCAGAGAGGCCUGAGGCCUUACCUGCCAUCAUUUCCAGGUCAAGAGGACUAGGGCUUUGAUGAUUUUCAAACCCUGCUGGAAGAAAGUGCCCAUGGUUUCUCUGGUUCUGCCAGUCUGUGUCAGUUUGACAGUUUGUGGAGGCUGUUGAAUCGUAAUAGGAAUGUGAGAGUGAGGUACACCUACAGACAUUAAAUAUUUUGCCAUGUC
Lemur catta (Ring-tailed lemur) is the source of this 718-nucleotide messenger RNA. RefSeq names its product cytochrome c oxidase assembly protein COX14. Gene Ontology annotation, biological process: mitochondrial respiratory chain complex IV assembly. Gene Ontology annotation, cellular component: mitochondrion. The transcript is spliced from 2 exons. NCBI's taxonomy places the organism in Eukaryota, Metazoa, Chordata, Mammalia, Primates, Lemuridae. The coding region runs from base 314 to 487 and encodes 57 amino acids. The record is from RefSeq and is a predicted model, not a curated record.